CUUUUUCGGCCUAGCCCUUCCCAAAUUCCAUCAAACAUUUCAGAGCUGCUAAGUAGGAAAGCAACUAUCCCGGGCCUUUACUCAAUCAUAAGCUUCUUCUUAUCUCAUUAUUUUGAUUUCUCAUGUAAACUUCCAGAGAAUUUGUUUGAUUUGCUAUUAUUUGGAUUGCGGCAUCGACUGCUUUGGAGGGUUCCGAAGAAACGGCAGCGCUAUUCCCUUUGACGCGAACUUGGAAGGUUCAUCCGGCUUCUCUUUUCCUUCAAAUGAUUUAGGCAGUGCAAAUAUGGGAACCGUGAACUUCCUCUGGAAUUUAACGAAGAAUUAUUUCACCUUUGGGCUCAUAGGCCUGACCGUAUCUGAUCGUUAUGCCAGUAUUGUCCCUGUUGGUGGAAUUUCAAUGUCUCCUACAUUUAAUCCACAUGAUGACAGCCCCAUGAGAUCCUUGACUCGUGACUUUGUUAUAGUGGAGAAGCUUUGCCUGGAAAAAUUCAAGUUCUCACUUGGCGAUGUGGUUGUGUUCAGCUCUCCAGCAAAUCAUAAAGAGAAACAUAUAAAGAGAAUAACAGCCUUACCAGGUGACUUGGUCAGUACCCCUCAUUAUGAUGCAGUAUUGAUCCCUGAAGGACAUUGUUGGGUUGAAGGAGACAAUCAUGCUUGGAGCUUGGACUCGAGAUCUUUUGGUCCUAUCCCUCUGGGUUUGGUUCGUGGAAGGGUUACUCAUGUUGUGUGGCCUCCUCACCGGGUUGGAAAAGUUGAAAGAAUGACGCCAAAGAGCAUAGCACCUUUCUAAUUGUACUUUUUGAUUAGAUCAUUAAUUUUCAACUUGAUUGAUUUCUUAUACAGUUGCCACCUAUAGGCAGCUCUUCUGUAGGAAGGCAUCAACAUUAUAGGCUGUAUGCUCACUGUUGAUUAUAGCACAGAAUCAUUCUCUUAAAUGUGUUAAUUUCUUGGAAAAGUUGUGCUUCUGUAUUGGAACAGUUGAAAUUCUAAUUGCUUUAAUAUUUAUAGCAUUGUUAAUAAAAGUCAUCACUUUGUCGAA
Nicotiana tabacum (common tobacco) is the source of this 1039-nucleotide messenger RNA. RefSeq lists its product as uncharacterized. Gene Ontology annotation, cellular component: mitochondrial inner membrane peptidase complex; membrane. Gene Ontology annotation, molecular function: serine-type endopeptidase activity. The record is from RefSeq and is a predicted model, not a curated record. NCBI's taxonomy places the organism in Eukaryota, Viridiplantae, Streptophyta, Magnoliopsida, Solanales, Solanaceae.